Messenger RNA from Sycon ciliatum, 2042 nucleotides. Its product is annotated as THO complex subunit 3-like. NCBI's taxonomy places the organism in Eukaryota, Metazoa, Porifera, Calcarea, Leucosolenida, Sycettidae. Gene Ontology annotation, molecular function: protein binding. Gene Ontology annotation, cellular component: THO complex part of transcription export complex. The record is from RefSeq and is a predicted model, not a curated record. The transcript is spliced from 11 exons. Gene Ontology annotation, biological process: mRNA export from nucleus. The coding region runs from base 56 to 1051 and encodes 331 amino acids.
GAAUCGAAAUCUGGGCGAGAGGUUGAACUUGAAAAACCAAGAAGAAGGACAGGAAAUGGCGGCGAUUGCCAGUAGAUCGUCGAACCCAGCGACAUAUUUGACGGAGGCUAAACACCACUUUCAGCGGAGUCCAAGGCUGAAGGAAGUUGCGGCCCACAGGCAGAAGGCGCAUUCGGUAGCGUGGAAUAAAGAUGGCCGUCGCCUGGCCUCCGGCUCUAUGGACUACACCGUAGCGGUGUUCAGCUGUGACCGGGACUCAUGUGGCGUGAGUCGUGAUGCUCUCUACCGCGACCAUUCGGACAUCGUGAAUCAGGUCUGCUGGAAUCCACAGCACCCGGAUCAACUCGUUUCUGCCUCCGAGGACAAGUCCAUUCGUCUGUGGGAUGCCCGCGCUAAUAGAUGUAUGCAUUUGAUCAAGACAUCCGGUGAAAACAUUAACUUAACUUGGAGCCCAGACGGACAGACAAUAGCUGUUGGAAACAAGGAUGACUUGAUUGUUUUCAUCGACCCACGCACGUACAAGGCGAGAGCUGAAGAGCAGUUCAAAUUCGAGGUAAAUGAGAUAACCUGGAAUAACGACAAUGAUUUGUUCUUCUUGACUAAUGGACAUGGCAGUAUUUCUAUUCUAAGUUAUCCUGAACUCAAAGUACAGCACACGCUGAAUGCACAUCCGGCUAAUUGUAUCUCCAUCAAGAUGGACCCGACAAAUAAAUAUUUUGCAACUGGUAGCGCCGAUGCUUUGGCCACUCUGUGGGACCUGGAUGAGCUCGUGUGCGUGCGGACAUUCUCAAGACUCGACUGGCCUGUCCGAUCGCUUAGCUUCAGUCACGACGGACAAAUGCUGGCUUCGGCAUCUGAAGACCUCUUCAUUGACAUUUCAAUGGUGGAGACAGGCGAAGCAGUGUGUCAGGUGACCUGCAAUGCCCCUACUUUCUCUGUAGCAUGGCACCCCUCCAAGCACUUACUGGCCUUUGCGUGUGAUGAUAAGGAUAAGCACGAGCGUGAUUCUGGCAGCAUCCGUCUCUUCGGCAUUCCCUCCUCAUCCUCAUAGCACACCUAGUAUCUGAGUGCUGCGAGUAGUACUUUGACUCUUCACGCUAGUAACAUAACUACUUUCACUCUGUGUAGAGCUGGUGUCGUGGUUACCUUGUUACCUUGACGGCGGCAUGGCUGUGGUUCACCCAUGCCGGGCACGGCCACUACGAGUGAAGGGGACGUGCCGAAGCCUGUCGUAGGGGCGACGUGCGCGUGGCGUGCCCGUGAGAGUGAAUGGAUUCACCGUGAUCUUGAUGCUGGUGGUCGCGCUGGCACAUAGACUCUCCCAUGCUACUCACUCUCUCUCUCUCUCUCUCUCUUCGGGUACUGUGUUAUUAUCUAGAAGAUCCGUUCAUGUUCGGGCUGUAAUGGAGGAUGGCGGUGCAAUAUUUGUGCAACACCGGUUUGCACUAUGGCCUGGUCUAGGCGGGUACUCGGGUGCCCCGCAUUACAUUUAAGUUGUGCGGAUUCUCUGCAAUACCGUAUUCCCGGCUCACCACCGCUAACAUUGACUGGCACCAUGCCCCGACCGUCCGGUGCUCUUCUAAUUAUAUCCGUCUGGUGUUCUUUUUCUAGUUUUCUCAAGGCGUGCUUAGGGCGCUCUUGGCAUCAACCGCUUGUUUGUUUAUGCUUUUAUGUUUGCUGCUGCUGCUGCGGUGUGUAUGUGUGUGUGGGGGGGGGGGGGGUGCGUGUGUGUAUCUGUCUGUGUGUUUGUGUUUGUGUUGGUGUGGUGUGUGUGUGUCUGUGUGCGUGCGUGUGUGCGUCUGUCUGUGUGUUUGUGUUUGCUUGGUAGGCCAGGCUAGGCUAGGCAUUCACCGGCCAAGCAGCAGCCAAUGCUGAUUGUUGCCUACGUGGAUUUUACUCUUUUACGUUUGUCUCCAGCUUUGCUGUCUGUGUGCGCCGCAGUAUGGUGCUAUCGGUACAGUAUUAGCGUGGGUUUUGUCUGUGAGGUGUUUGUGUUGAUUUUCAGAGACUUCGCUUGAAUUUUACCUUCUUUUUUUUGUUUA